Messenger RNA from Bufo bufo (common toad), 2458 nucleotides. It is a transcript of the gene TRMT11, whose product is annotated as tRNA methyltransferase 11 homolog. Bases 161 to 985 code for a protein of 274 amino acids. Gene Ontology annotation, cellular component: cytoplasm. The transcript has 8 exons. The record is from RefSeq and is a predicted model, not a curated record. Gene Ontology annotation, molecular function: nucleic acid binding. Gene Ontology annotation, biological process: methylation. NCBI's taxonomy places the organism in Eukaryota, Metazoa, Chordata, Amphibia, Anura, Bufonidae.
GGGGAUGAUCUCUCCUUUAUAAGGCGGUUCUGUUUUCUGUCCUGAGGAGGAGGCGUGCUGUCAUAGGCCCAAAGAAAACCGAUUACCGAUUGCAGAUGGACAAAGAGAAUUAAUCAACUCCUACAGUGUGAAAAAGAGGCAUUUUAUUGGGAACACAAGCAUGGAUGCUGGGCUUUCCUUCAUCAUGGCAAACCAUGCAAAAGUAAAACCCAAUGAUCUGGUGUUCGAUCCUUUUGUAGGCACCGGGGGUCUUUUGGUACCAUGUGCCCACUUUGGGGCUUACGUGUGCGGCACUGAGAUUGAUUACAAUACAGUCCAUGGACGGGGUAAAGCCACUCGAAUGAACCAGAAGUGGAGAGGGCCAGAUGAGAACAUAAGGGCCAAUUUACGCCAGUAUGGGUUGGAGAAAUACUAUCUUGAUGUCCUAGUGUCUGAUGCAUCCAAACCCAUCUGGAGAAAAGGGCCGUUGUUUGAUGCAAUCAUUACAGACCCCCCAUAUGGCAUUCGGGAGUCCACUAGAAAGACCGGCACGCAGAAAGAAGUUAUAAAGACAGACCAAUUUCCAGAAAGUCAUGUGCCUGUCCAGCUAACCUACCACUUAAGUGAUAUCUUUUUGGACCUGUUGAACUUUGCGGCUGAGUUUCUAGUUGUAGGAGGGAGGUUGGUCUACUGGCUACCUGUGUACAAGCCAGAAUAUACAGAGGAGGUUGUACCCCGGCACCCGUGCCUGAAACUUAUUAGCAACUGUGAACAGAUGCUUUCCAGCCACACGUCUCGGCGCCUGAUAACAAUGGAAAAGGUGAAAGAGUUUGAGGACAAGGACCAAUAUGCCCAUUUGGAAGAUGGGCAGUAUUCACAGUAUCAAGGUCACAACUCCUUCCGCGAGAAAUAUUUUAGCGGCUUAACAAAGAGAAUUGCAAGAGAAGAGCGAGCCAGGGCUGAAGGGCAGAACUGUUGUGAUUUUGGUGCGCAACAGGGUGUCUGACGUCAAGCGUUUCACGGUAUUUUAAAUACAGUUCAUCUCAUGGUCGCAGCUGAAAUUUCAGUCUUGAAUGGUUAUGAAAAACGUCCACAUCUUAAAGGUGUUGUAAGCCAUCUUCCUUCUUACUUUUCCUAAACAGGUCUCGGGCAAGGUACUUGGGAGCCACACAGUGAGGUUACAUGCUUCACUCCGUUCUGAUGAGGACCCCCAGGAUUGGUGGAAAUAAGCAUGUUUGCUGUAUGUUAUACAUAUGAGUACAGACUGUCGAAAGAAUGGAACAGCGUGGCUGACAUUGUUUGCCAAGGGCUCCUGUUACUUGUCACCUGCUUUUGACCUGGUGUGAGCCAACCACCAUGCAGGGUUAUGAAGGGGUUAAGCUAAUAUCGAACGGUUUCAUAUUCAUUUGGAGGACUGCAAGGUCUCUGGUUUACAUUCUGGUAUUUUAUUGUAUAUAAACCUGCGCUCUGUAUUUAUAGUCUUUUUAAUGGGAAUUAGCACCGCUAAGUGGCCACAGAGCUGGAGCUCACUGGCUGCCGCGUCUGUCUUUCACAGAAGGAAGUUGCAUGUUUGCUUUUCAGUCUCCAACCUCUGGAAUUCGUUCUUCACAUGUAAGGGUGAUGAAGUGUCCCUCAUUAGGGAGAUUGCCUUCAUUUGUUAUUGUUUGUAAUUGAUCCGCAUUAAACGCGCACAAUCUCGCUUUGUCUAGUUACAACAGCGUUGCAUGCAAUGGUCCUUUUGUGGUUUGUUAUUGGUCUGACCCUGGCCAGUUACGUUAAGCCCAGAGGACUCGACUGAGGCUUUGGAAGGCGAUGGCAUUCUGUUGAGCCUGUCCACAUCUGAAGCUCAUCUGUUCUUUUUCAUUUGUUUUUACAUUCCUACAGUCCGGCUCUCUCUUAAGACAACUGAUUUUAUGUUGUUGUUUUUUCUUCCUUUUAUUACUCACAACCUAAAAGACUUUUUUUUGUGGAGCCAUAACAAAUAGGCGUGUGACUCCUCUUGCGUCUGCACUGAGAUGUUCUCGUUUGAAAUUGAAGCUGUGUUUAGACUUUUAUGUUUCUUUAUUUUUGUUGGGUGUAACACUUUGCUGAUUCUACCUUGUCGCCCUUGGGAAGACAACUGUAAAGAUGAAUCACUAAUACAUGUGGUCAGCAAGACCUUUCUCCUUCCACACUCAGGCCGGAGGUGAAAAGGACGUGAAGAACUCCAGCACCAACCGCUAUUGCACCGUGUACUGAUGAUGUAUUCUGUGUAAGCAUGGGGAAAAAGGAAGUAAAUGGCACAUGGAAUGAAGUGUUCCUGGAAACCAGACCGUUCAUCAAAUAACCGGCUAUUUCUUUGUGAGCUGUCUGCUUCGAUAUUUAUCAUUGGACUUUUAUAUGGAUUUUUACAUGGGACUGCCUGGUAUUUCUGUCCAUUUUUAAACUGAAUCUCAUCUCAAAGUUUGAUGUAAAUAAAGUACAUUGCUAUUUGGUUGAA